Molecule: messenger RNA, 1026 nt
Organism: Aspergillus japonicus CBS 114.51
Lineage: Eukaryota; Fungi; Ascomycota; Eurotiomycetes; Eurotiales; Aspergillaceae
Exons: 1
Coding region: 1-1026 (341 amino acids)
Source: RefSeq, a predicted model, not a curated record
AUGGCAGACAGUCCAGACACAGAGAGAGGCUUUGGCUUUGACCCGUUAAUCCCUCGGGUGGUUCAGCAGGCCGCCAGCCGCGCCCCGAUUCUUCUCCCCUGGCAGCCUCGCGUCUUGCCUCUGGGUACUUUCUUCCGAUCAGCCGCCACUGCUAGUUCCUCCAACCCAUUCGCGCCACAAUCUGCAUUUGAUGCAGACUCUCUCUCCUCCAUCCCGAUCACGUUCAGCACCUCCGACGCGAGCGGUCGCUUCCGGUCGUCCGAGGGACUCAGCUCCUCUAGCUCGACUGAUCAUCUGAGCGUGGGCGUCGGAGUGGGGGUGGACCUGGUGUUCCUGGAGGCCAGCGUCUCAGUGCACUACGACCGCGAUGUGUUGGAGAAUCAUGAUGGGAACAAGGCCUCGGUGACUACCAGCUACCGAGCGGGGUCGGUGGCGUUCACUCGGCCGCCUGAACUGUCAGCAGAAGCAUUCGGGGUGUUUAUAGGCGACGAGGCCCACGGACGUCCAGGGGGAAUCGACGACUUUCACGCUAAGUACGGCGACUACUACGUUAGCGGCUACCGCAUCGGUGGCGACGCCUCCGUGCUCUUCACCACCCAAACUUCCACCCGCCACCUGACCGAAAUCGAACGCGUCGAUAUCACCGUCGAGUCCUGCUUUGGUGACGAGCAUGAACUUCGGGCCACCAGCUCCGUGAGCACGGAGCACGGAGCCGAGGUGCGCAUGAGCGCCUAUUCUACCAUCGAUCAGACGCUGAUCCGGGAGACGGCGCGGGCGGGUUCCCCGAGGCUCGAGGCCCUGCUGCAACAAGGGCGUGCCAUCCACCGCCGUGCCCAAACGCUGGAGGAUCGCGUGGCGCAAAGGCUGCAAGAGGUUGGCGUGCAGAACGGCGGACGAGUAACCCCACAACAAUGCAUGCAGCUAUGCGAACGCGCGCUGGUGGUGGAGCUGCUGCUAAUGCCGGUCGAGUCUCUGCGCCAGGUACGCCAGUGGUCGAUUACCAAAACUGCCCCCGGAGUCAGUUGA